AAAAAAUGUGGCUGAGGAAGGACCAACCGAAAAGGAUAAAUCUUCUUCAACAUUCAUCUUCUUCUCUGUUUUCCUCAAAGCUCCCUCCUUUCAAUGGCGACUCUAAGCUUCAACACCACUCGUAUGCGAACACCUUCGCUUCCAAGACUCCCUAGAUCCUCUUCUUUCACAAAACCCAUCAAAACCCAUCUCUCCUCCCAAACCUUAUCCAAACGCCGCCGUUUCGUCUCUCGUUCCUUACCCGAGAGCUCACUGUCCAUUGCAAAGGAAGAAACUGAAGUGGUGGAAGACGAUGAUCCAACCUCUGAGCUGAGUUAUCUCGAUCCGGAAACCGACGCAGAGAGCAUAAAAGAGUGGGAGCUGGACUUCUGCUCGAGGCCGAUUCUGGAUUCCAGGGGGAAGAAGAUAUGGGAGCUUGUGGUCUGCGAUGCUUCGCUCUCGCUUCAAGUCACAAAGUACUUCCCCAACAACGUCAUCAACAGUAUUACACUCAAAGACGCUAUUGUUUCCAUUACGCAAGACUUGGGUGUUCCUCUUCCUGAAAAGAUUCGCUUCUUCAGGUCACAGAUGCAAACCAUUAUCACAAAAGCUUGCAAAGAGCUUGCUAUAAAGGAAGUGCCUAGUAAACGGUGUCUGUCUCUGUUUCUAUGGUUGCAAGAACGUUAUGACACUGUGUACACGCGUCACCCCGGUUUCCAGAAGGGAUCUUUGCCUCUGCUAUCUCUAGACAAUCCCUUUCCAAUGAAUCUUCCUGAGAAUUUGUUUGGGGAGAAAUGGGCGUUUGUUCAGUUACCUUACUCAGCCGUUAGAGAAGAGAUCUCAGACUUUGAUGAGAAGUUUGUGUUUGGUGCAACCUUAGACUUGGAUCUGCUCGGCAUUGACGUUGAUGAGAACACACUGAUCCCUGGUCUCUCCGUUGCUUCUUCACGUGCAAAACCUCUAGCAGCUUGGAUGAAUGGUCUUGAGGUAUGUUCGAUCGAAGCAGACAGUUCUAAAGGAUGUUUGAUUCUGGCCGUUGGGAUCUCGACAAGAUAUGUGUACGCAACCUACAAGAAAACACCUGUUACUACUGAUGAAGCUGAAGCUUGGGAAUCUGCAAAGAAAGCAAGUGGAGGUUUGCAUUUUCUUGCGAUUCAAGAUGACUUGGAUUCUGAUGAUUGUGUUGGGUUUUGGCUUCUUAUUGAUUUGCCACCACCUCCUGUUUAAUUUCACUUUGAUAAAAAUUGGUAAUAACCAUGUUUUGCUAUUUAGUAACAAAUUAGAACUGUGGAUUUGUCUCACAAUAUUAAAAGAAAUCUGUUACAUGA
Molecule: messenger RNA, 1307 nt
Organism: Brassica napus (rape)
Lineage: Eukaryota; Viridiplantae; Streptophyta; Magnoliopsida; Brassicales; Brassicaceae
Product: protein TAB2 homolog, chloroplastic
Exons: 4
Coding region: 94-1206 (370 amino acids)
Molecular function (GO): RNA binding
Source: RefSeq, a predicted model, not a curated record